AUGGUAAAUUUUGUGAUUGUGGAAGUACCACAAGGUAUUAUUUUGGUUUUAUCAUCGAUGCAGUAUGCAAGUUUCGCAGGAUCUGAAUUACUGGGAGAUUUAUUUGACAUCCUUUCAUUGCUCAAUUCUUGCGUUACAUUUGGUCUUUUUUGUUCUAUGAGUAGUCGUAUACGACAUGCAUUUGCUCGAGGAUUUUUUCCAUUUAGUCACAAAUUUUUCCAACAAAUUAUUCAUAGGUUUGUUUGCUUUUUUUCCUUCUUUUUUUUUUGUUAUUUUAGUUUACAAAUUUGA
Molecule: messenger RNA, 291 nt
Organism: Brugia malayi
Lineage: Eukaryota; Metazoa; Nematoda; Chromadorea; Rhabditida; Onchocercidae
Exons: 1
Coding region: 1-291 (96 amino acids)
Source: RefSeq, a predicted model, not a curated record